AAAAAACCCCUUAUUUUCUUGUGUUGUGUUUCUGGUAUACGUUGGAUAUUUACAAUUUUUAUCACAUUAGGAUAUGACAUUCCUGGCCUUGCCAGUGCUUUUGUUUGGAUAUUUAUAGCAGCUUCUGGUCAUUGUUGAGCAAAGGCGAUUGCCCUGCCCUCUGGCCCUUUCUUAAGCAGAUUUUGGGCAGAAGCUCCUCUCGUGUGGCACUAAUUGAAGUGACUGGUGGAGGGGGUGUUAUGAGCACACUUGUGCUGAUCCGCCAGGGUCUGAGCCAAGGGAGGAAGAGAGGAUAAAACGGGGAGAAGGGAGGAAAGAGGAAGGAGGAAAAAAAAAAAAAAAAAAAGGAGGGAAAAAAAAAAAAAAAAAAAAAAAAAAAAAAAAAAAAAAAAAAAAAAAAAGCGCCUGGCUUUGGCUGUCUCCGGCAGAGCGGAGGGCUGCGAGGGCUGCCGGCCAUCUGUCCGCGCAGGGCGGCUCGGCGGGAGCUGCGCCCGGGAGGCGGGAGCGGAGCGCUCCGCAGGUUGAUUAAGUGAAUAGAAGAAAUAAAUAAAAGAAAAACGAAGCUACUUUCAAGUGUUGAAGAUACAAGGCCAGGAUGAACACGAACAACGGAAAAGUGUCUGAAGGAGGUCUCAAUGUCACUCUUACCAUACGCCUUCUCAUGCAUGGCAAGGAGGUUGGAAGCAUUAUCGGAAAGAAAGGUGAGACAGUGAAGAAGAUGAGGGAGGAGAGUGGUGCUCGAAUCAAUAUUUCAGAAGGCACUUGUCCAGAGAGAAUUGUGACAAUAACAGGCCCAACAGAUGCAAUUUUUAAAGCUUUUUCUAUGAUUGCACUAAAAUUUGAAGAGGACAUAAACGCUUCGAUGACAAACAGCUCAGUGACAAGCAAACCGCCCGUAACACUGCGGCUCGUCGUCCCAGCAAGUCAGUGUGGAUCUCUUAUAGGAAAAGGAGGCUCCAAAAUCAAAGAAAUCAGGGAGUCCACAGGAGCCCAGGUGCAGGUGGCAGGGGACAUGCUGCCCAACUCGACGGAGCGCGCGGUGACCAUAUCCGGCACUCCCGACGCCAUCAUCCAGUGUGUGAAGCAGAUCUGCGUGGUGAUGCUGGAGUCCCCACCCAAAGGUGCCACCAUCCCCUACCGUCCCAAACCUGCCUCUGCACCUAUCAUUUUUGCAGGUGGCCAGGUAAGAGCAGACACCAUUUUGGCUUCAGCUGGAAACCACACCGUCCUGGCCCAGCCUCAGCCAGCGCCUGCAUUCACGAUCCAGGGGCAGUAUGCCAUCCCUCAUCCCGACGUGAGUCCAGCACAUUUGACCAAGCUUCACCAGUUGGCUAUGCAGCAUCCCCCCUUUACUCCCCUUGGGCAGACCACCCCUGGUUUCCCUGGACUGGAUGCCACUACUCCAACCAGUUCCCAUGAACUUACUAUUCCCAAUGAUUUAAUAGGCUGCAUUAUUGGCAGACAAGGCAGUAAGAUAAAUGAAAUCAGGCAGAUGUCAGGAGCACAGAUCAAGAUUGCUAAUGCCACAGAAGGCUCCGCAGAACGACAAGUUACAAUCACAGGAUCCCCUGCAAACAUCAGCUUAGCACAGUACCUCAUUAAUGCAAGGAUAUGUUCUUCUCUUGGUGUUCAGGGAUUCCCCACACAUCGAGACGAGACUAGACCCCUUCAUUUUUAGUUGCACAAACACCAUAUGGCAUGCAUCUGGAUCUCGGAAGAUAACAAUUUAGGAUCUUGAAGACAGCUAAAGCAUGCAAAUAAAAUAAUGCACUUAUUAAUGGAGUUGCAGUGAGCUGCUCACCAGAGACAGAAACUCUAGUGAACAAAACUGUUUGACUCACUUUAGAAAAGUCUGUGAACUCUCACACGAAGUGUUGAUUACUGUUUAAUGAUUCUUGUGAUGGAAUGGGAUCCGUAUGAGGUCUUUUAACAUACUUUGGCAAAGAAGAAAACUCCUCAGCAGUCAUAUACCACGGAUCUCUAUCUAUACCCUGUGAAACCAGAAACAAAGUAUUUUGUUCCUGUUAAAUUUCUAGAUAGAAGUCAUUUGUUACCAUCAUCUACAAUAAACCAUCAUAUAUUAUUAUGUACCAUGUGUUGGAACUGUAUUUAGAUGAAGUGACUUCAUUUGUAAAUGAAGACUCUUAAAGUAAUGUGUAAUAAAUUAAGCUGUAAGGUAACAUAGGCAAUUAAGGUGGCUUUUUCAUUUUAAAAGCUGACACGGUUCCAGACUCUCCUUUCACAUGAGACAUUGCUGUCCAGCCAGGUGCCACCACAGCAGCAGUGCCAGUUCAGUCACAUGGGAGGAAGACUGAUGAGCUGUGAGGCAGGUGGGAGGUUUGCUCUAGUGAGAUUUUGGUGCUGGGACAGGACAGAGGUGCAGAGCCAGGCAGCUGCUGCUGCCUCUCUGGGCUGGGAGCCACCUCCCAAACCUGCCACUGGUGAUGCCAUCUCUUUUAAAGGUGGUGGCAUAAAACAGCUUUGGGGAAAGACGAGUACAGCACCUAGACAGCCCAGAGUGUGGUCUGGUGUGUGAAAAUAAUAACUACAAGAAAUAACAGCCAGAUAAGCAUUCAGCAUAAGGUAGAUCUUUUUCUCCCCUACAAGAUCUAUUCUUCACGGGUGUUGGUUUCCAGGGCCAGUAUUUCUGCAUAAAUCAAUGCCUUUCAGCAACAUAAGAUGUAAAAAACCAAAAUUAUCUAUCCACAGUAUUCCUGAAACAUAUUGUGUAUAUCUUUAAGCUAUCCUCCAACCAAAGUUGCUAUCUAUAGAAUAAUUUAUCAGCUUGCUUUAAGACUUUUAUUGCAAACUGGUGUUGGAUAUGUACAUAGUAUAUUCUAAAUAAUAGAUAUAUAAAUAUAUUGAUAUAAUAUCAAGACAGAGAUUUAAAUCUUUCUAAAGUGUUGGUUUGGUUCUGUAUUGCUUACCCGAGCGCUGGCCUCUGUACGAAUAGAGCGUGUCUUAGCUUGUUUGCAGUAGAAAUGUUUUAUUUCCUGUAAAGCCUUGUGUCUCUUUGACUGGUCUCCACUGUAGUAACUAGAUUUUCAUUACCCAAUUCCGUCUUCUUGCUUUUAUUAAGAUUGAACUGCAGUUUAGUUUUCCUGUGUCAUAUCUGACUUUGGGUUAUAAAUGAACUUAGCCAGCAGCACUUGCUCCUUGUUGAAGGGCAGUUUCCUGAAGGUAUUUUUUUACAAGAGGUUCAUUCACAGACCCAGCAGGACUGCCAAAGCCACACCUGCUCUCUUCUCCUCACCAGUUUCAGAUAAUGCAGGUGGCCCUCAGUGCAUGUAUUCAGAAGGUGCAGGCCUGCAAAGGGUCAAUGUAAAAUCAUCCCCGUGAAAUUUUGUAUGAGGGCUGCCUCACCCUCUUUCACAUGCAACGUUGCAACCACAGUUCAUUUGGGAAACUGCCACUGCCAUGGGACAGCAUGAACUCCCACCUGAUGAACUCCCACCUUAUGUGUUGCCACCAGUAAUAAAUGGGAAACAGGGCAAAUUACUGCUACAGUCGUACCUGUAAGAGUAAACCAGAGACAGGGAGUUGGAAUGGCUGCUACCAAAAACAGCAUUUUGGCCUGUGGGAUCUGUUCUCCCUGCUGGUGCAGGAAAAAGCUUAGGCUCAAACACCUCCCCUCCAUAUCAGUCAGGAUUAUUUUGUUUUUGUUAAAUGCACAGUAGACAAAUUUGGAGUCACUGAAACACUGAGUCCUGCACUAUCUUUCUAUGGGCCUCCCUCCCAGAAUAAUACUGAGCAAUACUGAGAAACCCAGCUGUAUAAACUGAGUUUAUCACAUGUAGCUCCUACACUCCCAAGUCAAGCAUGUACAGUGAAGUUGGAGUCUCUGAUUCAGUGGUCUUGACAUAAACCCCUCUGUGUGAGUAGAUGGCAAGUAGCAGCGCAAGGGUGCACUUCUCUCUGCUUAGAAAAGCUAAGAGUUGCUCAUCCAGGGGGACAGAGAGAGACUUCAGGGUAGGUAAAUCAAAACUUCACCUCCCUCAAAGGAGUCUGAAUUUCAUGCACACACCCUCCUUCCCUCUCAGCUCCUCACAGAAAAUGCACUCCUUCCAGCUUCCCAGCAAAAGCUGCUGUGUUUAUGCUCCAAGAGCCCUCUUUUCUUUGUGGAGAAGAGAGGAGCUCAGUGCUGAGGCAUUUCCCUCUCUCCUCCACACUCCUCUCCCCAGCUCAGACCCACUUCAGGUGUCCUGCAGACUCGCCAUCAGCAGUGCUUUGGGAAGCUCUGGCCCAGUGUCCGCGUUCCCUGUGUAGCGCUGGUUGAUCCUUGCCUGCUCACACGAGGCAGGCAGUGCGCUGCUCGUUGCCUUUCUCUGCCAGUGAAUGGCCAUGGGGCUGUUACUCUCAAAACUGUCUAGGGUGAGGAAAAGACAGGCUCUUCCAAGCCCUGUGUGGGGUGACCAUGUUUCUUUCCAAGCCUGCAGCCUGGCUGCAGCUGCUCUCCAAGCCUGCUCACCCAGUCCCCAGCAGGGACCAGCACAAACCCUGUGCUGGGAAGCCUUCCUGGGCCUGAUGGGGUGUGGUAAGAAAGCACCAAGCCCUCUGCAUGGCCAGCCAGCAGCUUGCUGGCACUUUGGCACUUCACUCUGGAAGCAACGAGCUGCUACAGCUCCUCAGCUCACCUCAGGAGAAAGCGCAGGAGCCUGACAAGUUGGUAAUUGCCAAAAAGACGACCUCAAACUUACUGGGAAUACACAUAUAACUGUAAAUAGCAAAGGUUUUCUAACCCAUAGUCUUAUUUCUGUGCUAGGUUGCCAUAGCUCCCAGCUGGUCACCUGCAAAAAAGCGUCCUGAAAUUAGUAUUUGUGUUAUUUGCCAACCCAAAAGCCAGUGCAAAAGCUGCAACAAGCAAAUGGGCAAAGGGAGGAUUUAUCUAGGCAAACAUUUUGGCAUACAAAGAAAACAGUGUGUCCUUGGAAUUACUGUAUUUUAAUGUUGGAAAAUGUACAGAAAAGCAGGAGUAUAUGGGCCAAACUCGUCUUGCCUGCUGAUGGUGGAGUUAGAUUAAAGGGAAGGUGGUUUGAUUCCCAAAGCCUCCCAAGAGCCCCUCACUGCCCUGGGCUCAGAGGUGGGGUCAGUCUCGCGGUUCCUGGUGCUGGCGGGGUCUGUGUGAGGAUGUGUCUGUUGUAUCCGUGUAGUUCCUUGUCUGUCAGCUGGAAAGCUUUGUCAUGUCCACUGUAACCACCGCGCCAGCUCAGAAAGGAUACCACUGCUGUGCAAGCCGGGCUGUUCUUCAGUGUUCCUUUUACUAAUUUACUUAUUACUAGAUUGCAUAAAUAUUUUGUUGUGAUAUAAAAAAAUGUCUGGGGAAAGUACAAACCAAAGUGAACACACCGGCUAAUCUGGUUUGUUUUAUAUGAAAAAUGCACAUUGACCUCACAGUGAAUGAAAUGAAAAACUAACUCUCUUAAAAAAAGCAAAAAAAAAAACCCAAAACCACCAAAACUUUAUGCCUUAAAUGGAAGCAGCAAAUUGUUGCUUGGUCUGCUCUCAUCCUAGCAAAAUGACAAAGGGUACUAUUUAUGGCACAAAACUGACAAAUUGAAAAAAAAUACCAAAACCCCCCGCAUCCCCCUUUCAAAAAUACCCUGAUUUUGAAAAGCAAAAUUCACCAUAUCAGUGCUGGGGAGUAAACUUCAUAGUUAUUUUAAGUUUUCUUUUAAGUUUCGUUUUUUCCAUCUUUUUGCCAUUACGUGCAUUCCUUAGAUUUCUUUUUUUCAUAUGUAAAAUGAACUAGCAACACCCCCAUACCCUCUUUCCUUUUCCUUUUUUUUCUGUUCUGAAAGAACUUUAGAGUCUCAGUAACGUUUUCCCCAUCAAAUCAUGGAAAACCCUUUCGUUAUUUCUCUUCUUUAACACAUAACAUGUUCCUCCUUUGACCCUCAUUUUCCCUUUUUUUCUCUCUCUCCCCCUCCUCCCUCCCACUCGUCUGUUCCUCCUUGUCCACCGAUCUAAUCCUGGAUCCUGCCCUUUCGUGGUUGCUGUCCUUCCCUCCCUCCUU
Molecule: messenger RNA, 6013 nt
Organism: Prinia subflava (tawny-flanked prinia)
Lineage: Eukaryota; Metazoa; Chordata; Aves; Passeriformes; Cisticolidae
Product: poly(rC)-binding protein 3-like
Exons: 13
Coding region: 596-1678 (360 amino acids)
Biological process (GO): regulation of RNA metabolic process; regulation of gene expression
Cellular component (GO): nucleus; cytoplasm
Molecular function (GO): mRNA binding
Source: RefSeq, a predicted model, not a curated record